Salvia hispanica is the source of this 476-nucleotide messenger RNA. RefSeq lists its product as uncharacterized. NCBI's taxonomy places the organism in Eukaryota, Viridiplantae, Streptophyta, Magnoliopsida, Lamiales, Lamiaceae. The record is from RefSeq and is a predicted model, not a curated record.
AUGGAUUUUCAGUUUGACGAUUUGGAAUACGAGGAUGAUGUUUUCUACAGUGAGCUAAGGAAACAAGUCUUGCAACUCACAGCAGACGACGACGAUGAUGAUAUUCAAGAACACAAAAUCAAGAAUUCGAACGCGGUUGCAGCCCAGAAAGAGGGCCGUUGCGGAUAUUACAACUGGCCCCAGCAUAAGGAAGAGGUUGCAGCGCCUGCGUGGAUCAUGAAUGCGUCGAGAACUGGAAACGGGACUGGUGUGUUCAUCCCACAAAUUGUGCGGUCAAGGAGGAAGAACAGGCAAAGAAGGAAGAGGAACGAAAGAGGACAAACAAACAAGGGCGUUGAGAAAACUGAAGAUUAGAAAAAUAUUUUUAUUGAUUCUUUUAUUGAAGGAUAUGUGGAUAUGUAAAUAUAAAUAAAGUCUGAUGAACUUGGGAAAUAUAUCCAAAAUCUUUUCCCUAAACAAAUGAUAGUUUGAGAUCA